AUGGGUGUGUGCCAGUCAAAUCUUAUUACAUCGGAAGCCGUAAAAGAUGGGGGAAGGGAAAACUGCAAAUGCCGCUGGUUACAACUGGACUCGAACAAGUUAAACAUGGAGGGUAAAACCAGCUGUCCCGAAGCGGCAAAUGAAUUCACCGCCCGACUUGCCGAAAAGUCUGCACGACGGUUCCCGUCAAGUGGUUCGGCUGGGACCCAGACAUGCAGCAUCAGAACGUGUCCUACUCUACUGAAUGCAGAUUUUGAUGUUUCUCACCAGUCGCUGCUUGGUCGUUGGUGGAACCUUCCUGUUGUAUCAUCGGGAGAUAAAUUUUCAUUUGGCACCACUCUGUCAAUUCCGAGUGAGUCGUCAACUCCCUACACUGCGCUGUCGGUGCCUACCACCGAAGAGGCCGUUAAGAGCGGUUUGUCUCAAGAAAGUGGGCGUUUCCGUCCCUCGCGUUGGAUAUCGCUCGUUUGCCCCAUACCGGCAUCGAGUUCGCUCUCAGGCUCUGGUACGGGAUUACACGAGGGUUGUUGUCGUGGAGGAGGAUGUUAUGGUGAAUGCAACCGAUAUCUGUCGGCCAGAAGUAACUGUUCAGGUAUUUCAUCAGAGAAUUCUACCCUCUUAGCCUGCUUCUUCGAAGCAAAAGGUGUCUUUGCAUUUCGUAUAUCCAGUGAAGAGUCCACCGCAAAGGAUGCAGCGUUCCUACGUAAACGCGGGUUGCACGCUUGUCGUGGCACCUACGUGCGACGCUGGGAUCGAGUGGAGUGCUUUUCAGCGAGCAAUCAGUCAAACGCGCUCACCAUAUUUCCCAUGAAGCCAUCUUCGUGUCCCUCCUCCCUCAGGGAGGGCAGUCCGGUGACUCCGUUCGGUCAGUUAAGCACAGAUGACGCAAGAGCCCCGUCCACUGCCGAUAGUGGACAAGAAUCAAGCCGUUCCUCAGCUGACCGUAAUUCCGUACACUCGUCGAGCGCGCAUCCUUCGAGUCUAUUGCCAUCGUCAGAAACCUCAAAUGGAUCGGGUACGCCUAUGUUUCCGAAGGAAUGUCUUCACUGCCACCACUUUGCAACCGUUAAUGAUCUCACCGAGUCUGUUUCAUGCAACUGCAUGAAGUCUCAAACACCGCUAGUUGACCAGGGCAGUUGGGCCCCAAAUUUGGAAAUGGCGUCGUAUGACACCUGUGAUUCCCCGUAUGACCCUCUCGCCUCUUCACUGUUACCGAAACGAAGGGGAACUUGUGCUAUGAUAGAGGAACCUUUAAAUCCGAAGCCAAACAAUGUGCACGAGCCAAAAUCGCGUGGAUCAGCAGUGCAGCCGGUACCUGCUGGCAUCAUCGUCAGCUGCUUUGACGUUUCGAUUGACCCUUCAAAGUGGAAAGAGUGUGGAUAUCGACGCACAGCCCUUGAUUGCCUUAAUGAAGCCAUAUUGUCAUCCGGUUGUAACUUUGGCGAGGGCGUCGUGACGAGCGUUAUGUACGGUGGAAUGUGUGUUGUGGAGUGCCCAUCUGAGGCGGCCGUUGCUCGAUUACAAGAUUCCAUGAGAGUAAACAAGUGGGAUACCUCGGUGUCGAGCAAGUCACUUAAAGCAGCAGCCAAAAGAGCGGCGCGUAAAGGGCACAGCGGCAGUGCGGCGUCGGGUUCCGACUCUUUGCCACAUGAUUCGUAUCGUGUUGUAAUGUGUGUAGGUGGAAAAUGGCCCUUUGAUGAGUUGGACACCAGCAAGUGGAGAAAAGGCGACGUUAACAGUAUUUCAGCAGACUGCCCCCAUGCUGCUGCAUCAAUUACGCCGUGGAUCGAUGUUGACGCAGUGGCGCUGAUUGUGCGUAACUGGGCUGUGCAUCUACUUUCUCACAUGGAGUAUGCCAAGCCCCUUGCGGCUUACGUGCAGCGGUUUCGGGGCCUAUUGCCGUUCCUGCGCCUCGCACCUGCAGAGGAUAUCCUUCAUGAUUACGUGCAUGUCAGCAGUGGCAGCAAAUUCACUGAAAACGUGAAGGAAAACGAGGCCAUUGCUUCAUCUUGGGUGAACCACAGCUACCUUAGUACCGAAGGAGUGUGCGAUACUACCGCUUGCUCCUCCGUUGAUGGGGAGGGGCCCCCGACACGUGGAGAAAACGCUCCGGCACAACACGUGGAUGCUGAGAUUCCUCCCUUGGAUCUGCGCUCGGUGAAGCGUCAAGGUGGGAGUAGAGGAUUAAGAUUCAGAUCGAAAACGCUGUUUUGUAGUAUGGUUCGUGGGAAGGAAGCUCUCAGCAGGGAGGAGGGUGGCAAGUCAUGCACGACUGCAUCACAUACCAAUUAUGACCCUUUAUCCGGCGGGGGCGGUUCAUGUGUGGAGGGCAGGUCGGCUAAAAGCCCCUCCUCUUGGCCUUCAGUACUUCAGCCUCUUCCUUAUGAUGAGGAGCAGGUAUUAUGGGAGCGCGCCAUGCUUGAGGUAAAGGCUGUGAACACCGAACUGAGGGAAUUAAUAGACGCCCGACAUGCUACAGAGAAGGAGCUUGCGCAACUGAACUCCACCUUACAAAUCAUGAAGCGCUUGUUCUUACCUCAUUCGAGUAUGGGCGAGGUGAAUCCGCUGUGCAUGUACCUCACUACAGCUCUGGAGGAGCCGACAGAACUUCCGGGGCGGCGUGCCUUCGUGGGUGGUCGUGACUGGUUUCCGUGUCUCGCCGCAUUGUUGUCAAGCCCGAAAAACGCGCUCUGCAGUAUUGAGAUCGUUCAGCCCAUGAUCAUAUCAUCUCUUCCCCAACUUGGAAUGGUUACUGGUUUACUUUAUCAUGAUAGCGCCAUGAAGAAGUUGCAGAGCCUUGUCAUCCCAUGCGAUCAACUCUGUGGCUUCUCGACCCGUGCGAAUGCACCCGCAUCUGGAAGGAAAGGACACGGAUUUCGAACGAAAACUACACUGCGAGGGGAAAGUAGUGGAAAAGCCAAUUGCGGUCCGAGCGCGCAGCGCUUCCGCCGACUGAGAAAUGGUGUUAGAAAUUGCAAGUUCUUUCUGACACCUAAGCAGGUCAAGGAUGUGUUUCUCGCCCUCACGACGUCAGUGUCAAACAACACUCGACAUCCAAAUUUCGUACUGUCGCUGAAGGGAUUCCCUGUGGGUGGCACGAAGUCGGGCCAGUCGAAGAUACGUCGAUUCAUUCACAGAUUUUUUCACGUGAAAAGUGGUUGGGAGAGCGCGACAACGCAGAAACCUCCUCGGGCUUCUAGUUUGUCGCCCGCGUUUGAGGAAACCUUGACGAUCAAUGGAAGAAUGGACGAAAUGGAGUUUAUUUGUUGCGCUGAGGAUGACGUAUGCAUCGCUUUGCGUGAUGCGGAACGAAGACCCCAUUGCAUGCUGUUGCGCAGGCGUGAGAAACAUCUAUCGUUAGCCAAUGAUACACCCGGUUACUCACCCGUGUCAGGGGGGAAAGAAGGGGAAGGCGAUGAGGAGUUGUCAUCUACCGAGUCGUGUUGGGUGUAUGGCCUACACUCCGAGAGGCUUUUAGCUGCAGUCAUGGAGUGCGUUAACCUUCUUCUGCUUGAUAGGGCACCGCAAAUGUUCGAGACACUGAAAGUGGCGUGUGACCGACGGGGUUCCAAACGACUGGAAGGCACCGCCGCUACGAGGCACUGGGGCGGAGUUACGCUCACUUGCUGA
Messenger RNA from Trypanosoma brucei brucei TREU927, 3630 nucleotides. RefSeq lists its product as hypothetical. Bases 1 to 3630 code for a protein of 1209 amino acids. NCBI's taxonomy places the organism in Eukaryota, Euglenozoa, Kinetoplastea, Trypanosomatida, Trypanosomatidae. The record is from RefSeq and is a predicted model, not a curated record. The transcript has a single exon.